AUGGAGACCUCGCAUCGGACUCUGCUUCGCAAAGCCGCAGCCGACCGUGGCCAUGCGUUUGAGGCCAAGUGCGUCAAGGAGCUCGGCAAGCAUGUGCUGAGCGAUAGCAAUCUCAUCGAUGCCUGCCCGCCUCCUACUUUUGUGCUCUCUGGCAACUCUAACUACGACGAUUCGGGCGGCCUGCAGCUCCUGAUCAUGGGCGUUGAGAUAGCCACCUCUGUCGCCGGAUCAGCAACACCUGGUGUCGACUUGCCGCUCCCGGGUACAGUCUUUGUCGCCAAUCCCAAGUUCCAUGGCAUGUUCUACAGCGCUGAUGACGACGUCCUUCACGACUUUGGUGAGCUAGUGAACAGCAUGUGGGAGCCCGAUGUGCUCGUGCUGCGGAUACGCGACGACAGGGUGUGCGAAGUCGCCGUCUGCGACAUCAAGGCCACCGAGACCCACCGCUGCUCGCACAUUGUCCAGGUCUGGCUGUACGUCACCCAGCUCCAGCGCCUUUUGGCCAACACCAGCAUCAUCGAGGGCAAUGCGACGACGCCCUUAAGUAAUCGCUUUGCCGUCUCGGACACCGCCUACAUCUGGCGGCCGAGCGGAGUUGACCCAGUCUACCUCCCACCGCUCGCUAAGAGCAUCGACGCCAAGCUGAAAUUCGUCUCUCAACAGCUAUCGUAUGAGGCAGACACCGAGGCGUCGUACAACCUCGGCCCCUCUUGCUGCGACCCGAGCAAAUCGGUGAGCUUCCCAUGCCGCGAUCGCGCAAAGUGCGAUGGCCGCGUCGCCGCUUACCCACAUCCCGCCCGCGAUCCCGAAGCCUGCAACGCUGACACUACCGUGCGAGCGGCAAUUGCCGAACAUGAGCCCAAGGCCUACUUUGGGGCGCGCUCGACGAUGCUGCCCGCCAUGGGGGGCGACUUCCCCACCGCGAGGCUGGUCUGCGCCGUUCUCCCGCGGUGCCCGCGGAGCGACGCGCCAUACUCAUGGGCCCUUUGCUCCACCAACACUACAUAUCCCAAGCCAAAGGUCUAUCUCGGUGAGCCUGCUCGGAACAUGGACGAUGUGCACGCGGCUGAAGCAAGAUCGUCGAUGAUCCCCAACUCGGCGAUUGCGCUCGUCAGGGCUCUGUCGGAGUUGUUUGGUUUUGAGAACAACACGGCCUCCAUUUUCCGGGGGCAGAUUGUGGUUGCUUCCGGCCGUGAGAAGGAGGUCAUGAUCUCGAUGCUCAAGACGGUCGCCACCGCCGAUGCUGGCCUCGACUGUGGCGGGCGCCGCAUCUGUACCCAGGCCCGCCAUCUGCUCGCCAACUUUGCCCGCGAGGUCGACACCGCAGCUGUGAUCACCCAGCCUUCCCCGAGGCUGUGUCGCGACUCUGCCCUCCCCACCGUUGUCGUCCUCGAGCAUGCGGUCCGCGAGCUGGUUGCCCUCCCUGCCAUCGGCAUAUACAACUUUUCCGACAUUGCGAUGUUUCUGGGCGGAAUCGACGCAGAGUUAGCGCACAAGCUCGACGAUGACGCCGAGCCAUAUACGCUCUGUCACCCCGAGUCGAGGGGCGCAGGCGCUGCAAAGAAGUACUUUGUCAACAAGGCCAACGCCAUCAUGGCCUCGAUCACCAAACUCCGCGAGCUUGCCACUGAGAAGGCUUUUUGCAUGCCAGCGCCGAUCAUCCAGGCUGUGCACAAGGAGAACACCAGGCCUUCGCGCAGUGAAAUGCUCUUGUACCUCUCCCGGGCCAAUGUCUUUGCCAACCAGGCUCUAGUGUGGCGCCACGCAACUCAGAUGCAUGCGCUUGUUGCCGGCCAAGCCCUGCCUCCUGCCGUAGGCAUCUCCUCAGCCCGCUGCAUCGUCGGGAGGGUCUCCGAGGUGUAUAGCGGCGGAAAGGCCGAGAUCGAGGUCACAUACGGUGGACACUACGCGGAGGUGGACGAAGGCUGGUUUGCGUGGACGGCCGACUCGAGCAAUUUCUCGUCGCCUGCGCUGCCUGGCAACGUCGACAUCAUUGAUGUCCAACUUAACCGUCUCACCAUCACGCCUACAGGCAACAUCAGUCUGACGCACAACACAAGGAUCGGCCUUAUCAAGCCGCAAUUCAACUUUGACACGUACGUGGAAGAGCAGCUGAAGCUCGGUGACGCAGCGAACAGCGCGAUCGAGGACGUUGUGACUGCCGGCGAGGGUGUCCAGGUCUUGACGCGAACUCUCAUCCCCACGUACAACCGAGCCAAGGUUGUCAACGACAUUGCUGCGCUCACGCGGGUCCAUCCUAUUCUGCUGGAUGAGACCCAGAAGACCGCCAUCACCAACUGCUGCGUCAAGCCCGGUGGCGUGUCGGUCAUCUUUGGCCCGCCCGGAACCGGUAAGACCCACACCACGCUCAUCCUGCUGCUGAUCAUGGCCCAGACUCAGCCCUACCGGCUCAAAGUCCUCUUUGUGGCGCGGAACAAUGUUGCGGUGAUAGGAGCAAAAACCAAGUUCGAUAAGCUGAAGGGCUCGGCAAAGAAGGCCGGGUUGAGGAUCGACAUCGACGUCACCUUUCGCACGGCGUACAAGGCCGGCAAGGAGUUGGGCGAGGACAAGCGCAAGCUGCGAAGCAUGGAUGUGGUGUUUGUGGAAGAGGCGUCGCUGCUGUCGAUGUGGACAAUGGCGCCGGUGCUGGCAUGGCGCAAGCUGACCGGGCGGAUCAUUCUGCUGGGCGACUUUAAGCAGCUUCCGCCCAUCUGCGCGCUCGAGCCCAUAACGCCCGAGGUCCGCGCGUUGUGCGGCUCGAUCCUCGACGCCGCAGUGCCUGCCGAGGUGCGCACCGAGACGGCAAGGAACAAUCUGCCUGACCAUGUCCACAUGCUCGCAGUCAACUACCGCCAGUGCGAGACGCUGGCCGAUGUCUGCUCAUUCGGCUACCCGGAGGCGUAUCGCUUCAGUGGCACCAACCCACAGCUGCCAUGGCGCGAGCACGAGGCGGCGGACGAGUGCUGGGCGGGAGCCCUUGUGUCCAUCCUGCUCGACCCAGCUUCUUCCAUUCCGAACUUUGCUCAGUUCGAGGCAAAGACGGUUGUGAAUCUGAUCGUGGGCGUGACCAACUUCAUGGAGGACAGCCCCCGCCCCGGAGACGUUUUGAUUGUCGCGCCGCACCGCACGCAGCGGGCGACCAUCCGGCGCGAGCUCGACAAGAAAAAUAGCUUGCUCGCCAACGUCGUCGUCGACACCACCGAGAGGCUCCAGGGGAGCGAGGCUCACAUGGUCAUCAUGUGCUACGGCGGGCUGUCACCUGCUGACAUCGACGUCGAGGCCGGCUUUAUCUUCGACGACCAGCGGAUCAACGUCGCCGCGUCGCGGGCGAAGAGCAAGCUCGUCAUUUUCUACAGCAGUGCCAUCAUGAAGCCGCCUCUCUCCGCGCUCACCCGGCCCGAGUGCCGGAAGGGCUUUGGGCGGUUCCAGCAGCUGCUCAAGAGAGCGAGACGGGCGCGGGUGCCCACCACCGCCUCCCAGACCUACACUGAGUCGAGCGAAGACCAAUAAGCACAACGCACAUGGGCACUUCCUGCUACGGGGCAUAGUCCGGCCACGCCGUGGGAUCCAGGCCCUUGUGGUAGAACCGAAGCCCAAAGUAGACGGCACCGGUCGAUGGCGACGAGGCUUGCAGGGUGAUUGGCUGCUUGUUAAGGUACCCGAGCGCGUUGACCUUGAACGGGCCGAGCUUGGCGUUGAACUGGGCCCAGUCCAUGACGUUGCCAUAAAUGCGAAACGAGUACGA
Molecule: messenger RNA, 3745 nt
Organism: Thecamonas trahens ATCC 50062
Lineage: Eukaryota; Apusomonadida; Apusomonadidae
Exons: 1
Coding region: 1-3510 (1169 amino acids)
Molecular function (GO): 5'-3' DNA helicase activity
Source: RefSeq, a predicted model, not a curated record